This is a messenger RNA of Didymodactylos carnosus, 1767 nucleotides long. The record is from the annotation of a GenBank genome assembly. NCBI's taxonomy places the organism in Eukaryota, Metazoa, Rotifera, Eurotatoria, Philodinida, Philodinidae.
AUGGGGGAGAUCAAACCGUUCAAAAAUCAAGAUUAUGAAACACUAAAAUCUCAACAUAAUUCGACAAAUUUAUUUACAGAUCCUACGUUUCCUGCAAAUAAUAAAUCUUUGUAUCAUAGUGGUAAACAGCCAAAGGAUAUUCAAUGGUAUCGACCGACAAAAGUAUAUAAAAAUCCUCAGUUUGUUGUUGAUGGAUAUCAAAGAGGAGAUUUAGACCAGGGUGAAAUAGGAAAUUGUUGGUUCAUUGCGGGCGCUGGAGCAGUUACACUAAAUCCUGACUUACUUGGGAAGGUCGUUCCAUGUAACCAAUCAUUUAACGAAGACGAAUAUGCUGGAAUAUUUCAUUUUCGUUUUUGGAUGUAUGGUGAAUGGUUCGAUGUGGUUAUAGAUGAUUUACUUCCAUUUCAUUCAGAUGGACGUUUAGUGUUCUGUCGAAAUAAAAAGGAUAAAAAUGAGUGUUGGGCGCCACUAUUAGAAAAAGCUUAUGCAAAAGUCUGUGGUUCAUAUGAAGCAAUGGAAGGUGGUUUUACAACUGAUGCUCUUAUUGAUAUGACAGGUGGAAUUGAAGAAGCAUUCGAGUUAAAUGGAGUAACCACCCCAGAUUUUAAAGAUCAAGUAAAACGUGUUUUAUGGCAAGCUUAUUUGAGAAAGUCAAUGCUAGGAUGUUCGAUAACAGCUGAUCCAAACGUAACUGAAGCACGACUUUCAAACGGUUUGGUCAAAGGGCACGCAUAUUCAAUAACACGAGUGGCUGAUGUAACGUCAAAUAAUGCAUCUAUCACUCUCGUACGAUGUCUAAAUCCAUGGGGAAACGAAACAGAGUGGAAUGGUGCAUGUUCACAAUUAUGGAGUACAAUCAGUGCUGAAGAACAACAUGAGCUAUCAGUCAGGGCACAAGAUGGAGAGUUCUGGAUGAGUUAUGAUGACUUUUUUAAAAAUUUCCAUCAACUGCAUAUUUGUCACCGAGGUCCAGCUAGUUUGGGAACAACUGAAGGCGAUGCCGAAACAUGUAGUUGGAGUAAUUUAUUUCGAGAUGAUAAAUUAACUUGGAAAGAAGAAGCGUUUCAUGGUGAAUGGCGUCCAGGUGUUUCUGCUGGAGGAAGUGGACAAACAGGAAAAGAGAAAUAUUGGACAAAUCCACAAUAUCUUGUUAAAGUAAAUUAUACUGAUGAUGGUGAUGAACAAAAUUUGUGUACAAUGAUUAUUGCACUCAUGCAAAAAGAGACACGAUUAAGACGUAUACAAGGAAAAGAAGGCGAAGAUUAUGUACAAUUUCGUGUGUUUAAGAUCAUGAAUAAUGUGGAUGUACGUGAUAAUAUUGAACAAGGAAAUUUAAAAUUUUACAUGUCACAAUUGGAGCGAGUCGGAGCCUCAGGCGCCUACAUCAAUAGACGAGAAGUGACAAAACGAUUUCGAGUCCCGCCAGGUCACUAUAUUAUUAUACCGAGUACUUAUGAUGCCGAUAAAAGCGGACGCUUUUUAUUACGAAUAUUCACUGAAAAAGAAGCUGAUCAAGCGGAAAUGAAUCAAAACAAGGAAGAUCUUACUGAAUCGGAUAUAUUUUUUCAAGAUGACAAUGUUGAUAAUUUAUUUGGUGAAUGGACAAACUUUUUACCCGGUGGUGAUAGUGAAGAUGGAGGUAACGAACCAAUUAAUCCGGAUAUUGGUGGUGCUUUUCCAUCGCCUCAUCCAGAAAAACCGAGUAAUAUUGAUCUGGAAGAUGAUGAUCAAAUGUAUCCACAAAAACGAUUUUGUUCAAUUAUGUAA